Messenger RNA from Episyrphus balteatus (marmalade hoverfly), 5656 nucleotides. Its product is annotated as GATA zinc finger domain-containing protein 10. The coding region runs from base 884 to 3133 and encodes 749 amino acids. The transcript is spliced from 10 exons. The record is from RefSeq and is a predicted model, not a curated record. NCBI's taxonomy places the organism in Eukaryota, Metazoa, Arthropoda, Insecta, Diptera, Syrphidae.
AAGAGCAAGAUUGUGGGAGGGUCGCAUGUCGUUUUUGUCUUCUGGCGCUUUUCCUUCCGUAUAUUUUCAUUUUUAUUUUCUUUAAUUUAUUUUUUGUAUGUGCUUCAUUUCAUCGUAGUUGUCCUUCGCGCUAAAGUAAAAUUAAAAUUAAUUAAAUUAUUGAAAAAAAAUUUCCACAGCGAUUGUGUGAGAAAGUGAAUUGCAGCUGGUGACAGUGUUUAUUUGUUUUCGUGAAAAUUGGAAAUACCUACAAAAAAAAAAUGUCAGUGACAAUUUGCUACAAAUUUCCUAUGAAUCUUUAAGGAAUUCUACUCAAAAUGUAAUUUAACAAAAAAAUAACAAAAAAAAGUUGAAACACAAAAAGACCAAAUAGAAAAACAACGAGCCAAAAAAUACUUAUAAUAUAAAUCGAGGCAACAACAAAAACAACAACAACAACGAAGUCUAUAGAGCCUCUGGAAGCCACCAGUUCAGCUCUCCUUCACGUCAACCAACAACAACAACUUAUACCUACUUUGUGUAAAAAUCUUUGAAUGCUGAAUUAAUUUGCGCUCAACCAGUUUUUAUAGUGUAUACGAGCAAAAAGUAAUAAAAUAAUAGAUUUUUUCUUUGGAAACGACCACGACGACAGGUGCAUUCUACAAUAGAGCGUACACGGGUCUUUAAGUAACCAAACAAUUCGUCGUUGUUUGGUCGAUGAUUUCCUUUGACUUUGAAUACUUUAUUGAAUUUUUCAGAAAACAGACAAAAUAUAAAAACGUUGCAUUGCACUGCUCUGCUCGAUGCAAAUUUAAUAAAAACAUUUUUGUGAGAAAUAAGAAAAUAGUAUUUUUGUUAUUUUCUUCUCUGAAGCCAAGAAAAACGUUAAACGUUUCAAAUAAAAAUGUUUGGCCAUGAAAAAUUAAUGAUGAAUGGAAAUGGUUCGUUGAGUACUGCAGGAGUUGUUGGAGUCAACACACAAGCGACAUUGCCGUCGCCGCCGGUGCUGACAACAUCGGUGACCACAUCUGCUUCGACAUCUUCUGUAUCUGCUGCUGCAAUAGCAGCAGCAGUUAGUGCAGUAACAACGCCAGUGGGAGCAUCAAAUAGUUCCGCUCCAGCUGGAAUUAGCAAUGGAAUGAAUGGGACGAACCAGAAUGCAAAUAAUCAUCGUGGUCUUGAUAGUAACAAACGUAGAAAAUCUAAAAGUCGGAACACAACCGUCCCAAAUACGUCCACAUAUUCGAGAGAACAUCUAAAUGCAUGGCUAGAAACGUGCCUCAAAGAUGCAAGCUCAACUCAAUUGUCUUCAUCGUCAGAGUUUCUCGAUUAUAAUCCAUCAAAAAGUUUCCAAUCGAACAAGAAGCCCCCGAUGCAUCAACAACAACCCCAACAGCAACACCAACAAAAUCAAUUUAAACAACAAUUUCAUCAACAAUUCAAACAACAACAACAAAAACAACAAUUUCAACAAUUAUUUGAUCUUCCCAGACCUCCCUCAUAUUCAAAUGCAUUCAAUCCGGCCUUUCAAAUGAAUAAUCCUUAUGCAUUCAAUCCAAUAAAUCAUCUAUUACAACACACUGAUGGUUCAGUCGAAUUCGCCAGUCUUCCGCCAAUUGUAAACAUCCUGGGAUCAGAGAAUGAAAAUAAUUCAACAGAUGUCCUUGAUGGUAGCAGCAGUAAUCCAAACAUGAGUAGAGGUUUCAGAUUCAGUGAUCCAUGUUUACUUAAUCCGUCCGAUAAUGAUUCCAAAGUAAGUGGCCAAAAUACACCAGAUCGCAGGAACUAUCCAAAUCAAGGAGGCGAUAUGGAUAACAAUAAUAAUAAAUUCUUUGCAGCAUUAAUGGAACAAAUUAAUAUGUUGCAUGAAACAAAUUCAAAAAUAUGUCGAAAUCUUCAUGAGACAAAAGUUGAAAUUGAAGCUUUAAAACACGCACCUAAUUGGGGUUUGAGACACCGUAGAGAUAGCUUGAGUGGACUAAGCACACACAGCCAACCUCUGGGUUUCGGCUUUGGCACACAAAGUCCAGCGCCAACGUAUCACUCAGGUGCAUACACACCUGGCAUGAUGACGGAUGUUGUUAGAGAAGUCAAAGAAUCAGCUAGGGUUAGAGAAGAUGCUUUAUUAAGCAGGGUAAAAUCAAUGGUCGAGGAACGUUCUUGGUCAAUGGGUGAAGAAAAUCUUCGUAUGCUACGAGACAUUGAAGAUUUAAAGUCACAAGUUCAAAAUCUCAAAGCUGACAGUAAGGAAACCAACAAACGGAUGGUACGCUUGGAAACCGACAACAAGUACAUGCGUCAAAUGUUAGCUACCAUUCUUAACAAACGCAUCCCUGACAUAAUUUAUGAUAAAGAUGCUCCGCGGCCGACAGGGCCGCGUAAGAGUUUUCCAGAUAUGCGUCAGCCCAAACGUGCCAAUAGCUUGAAUCUUCACUAUGGAGUUAUUCAUCAAGCAACCGAAGAAGAGGAACCAAUGAAUUCGUUGCAUAUUGCCGAGCAAGGAACUGUCGGAGUAAAUUCAUUGAAUUCAAUGGAAUCAUCAGAUCAAAGGCAUUCGUUUUCCAGUUCGGAUGGUCAAACUUCGAUUGUGAAUUCGACUACGAAAAAUAAUGGUUGGCCUGAGGAGAGAUCGUCGAUAAAAAGAGUCCCAAAACAACAACAACAACAACCAGCAGCUGUUGUUGGUAAAGAUACACUUGAACUUCAAAAGGAACUGCAGGAAGCUAUAGCUGCUCGGAAACAAGCCGACAAUCGUAUUAUCGCUCUGGAGAAUAUGGUUAAGAAGCUUCAAGUGAAAUUCCCAAAUGGUGGGGAUGAACAGAUGAUUGCCACAACACCUGGUGGUAGUAAAAAUGGUGGUGGUAAUGGUUGCAAUACUUCGGCUGCUGCUCCUGCUUACAGCAGUUUUUUAUUAUCAUCAACUUCAUCAUCAUCGCCGGCACCCAAAUCAAAUUCAGCAACAAAUACCGCACCAACAACAGCAUUAGUUUCAUCUUCUGCGUCACAAAUUUUUCAAUUAAAUAGCUCAAACCAAAUGCAACUUCAGCAACAACAGCAAUAUCAGCAGCAACAACAACAUCUACAACAACAACAACAACAGAAUAAUCAUCUACCACCAAAAUUGAGCUUGGCUGGUCCAAUCACUGAUUUAUAGUUCUAGCAACCACAGAGUAAUGAGAACAAUUUAAAUGACACUACUACUGUAGGCAGGCAGCAGUUGUUGUUGUUACACAAAAUACUUUUGUUUAUUUAUUUUUUAUUAUUAUUAAUUGUUUUUCUUAGUUUAACUGUAAUUGUAGUUGUAAUUCUAAUAUUUGUUAUUCCUUAUGCAACAGCUGUCUCAAAUGGCUUAGAUAUUUUCAAGUUUUAUUAUUUAUUGCUAAUUUCAAAAUGGAAUGAGUUUAUUAGAUGGGAGGAAGAAGAGUUUAAGAAUUAUUGAAUGAAACGCGAAUUUUACUGUAAAUCUCAGGUUAACUUAACUUUUUUGAAUUAUGUAUUUUAUUACAUUAGCUUAGUUUCAUCUUCUGCCUUUUAAAAAUGUUAUCAACGGUUUUUAAGAAAUUUCAAUAUUCUCUUAGCAUUGGUCAUUUUGCUUGUGAUCAUUCAGGUUGUGUAGUAAUUACAUUUCUUCUCCUCAGGCGUGAGAUUUCUAGUAUGUCUAUAAUGCUUUAUUCUGUAGCAGUUUCAAUCUUCAAUCUCAAAUGUUUCAUGUAUGUAAAAAUUAAAAAGAAUUAGUGUUUUUGCAAGUAUUUUUGGAUAUUUAGGUAAAACAAUUCAUUCAAAUCUCUAUUUGGAGCAAAUGUGAGUUAGCUUGUUAAAUUUUGCGUAUUUAUAGCUCACUUUUGCCUCCAAAACAUUUUUAAGCCAGCACACAGUUGAAAAUAAUCAGAGUUUUGGAUUGGAUCGAAUUGUCCCAUGAAAAACUUUAAAUAAAAAAUUGAUCAUAAACCGUUUUUUUUUUUUAUGAAAAAUAAAAAUUCUCAAUAUAUUCAAACUAUUGUGGGUCAUAUUGACCCCUCGCCGAGUUAGAUAUACCAUAUCCAAAAAUACUGAUCACUUACAAACAAUUGAUCUGUACUAUUGGUCUAAGAUUAUUUUAUUUAAGAGUUACAUUGUGCUCCACCUUCUUUUGUGACACAAUGACUUUUUUGCACACAAGUUUAUAGAAAAUACUUUCAUAACUUGUUUUCUAGUUGGUAGUUCUAGUUCUAACUUUAAAACAAACCUCAUUUCAAGAAGGUUUUUGAAUUUUGUUCACCGUGUUCCUUGGGUUUAAGAAAAAAGUGAAUCAAUGAGGCAUUCUAACAGAUUUCAAAGUAAUAAACUAAAAAUAAAUUGUUUAAAUUAGAAACAAAAAUGAAGGAACGUAUCAUGUUUCAUCAUUUUUCGGUUUGGCUUUCGACUGCCGUCGGAUUAAUUUCAUUCGGUUUGAACUCGGGCCGGUUUAAAUUCCAAUUUCUUAACAGGAUGAACUUUUUCUUUUGACGUUGAUUUAAUUUUUAUACCUUCUUGAAGAAAAAUUAAACCAUUUUCAAUGGCUAAUUGAUAUUUUGAAUAUCAAUAAAGUUCUUUUUUAAGAUCCAGAUUUAUGCAUGUCACGUUCCGGAUAGAUUUACACAUUAAAUUUAAACUUAACUUUGCAAAUCUUUGGAAUAAAGGAAUCUACUUGAUGAAAAUUUAAAGUCAAAAUGUUAAGAAUUAUAUUGGCAUACCAAUAAAUGGUAUUAUUAAAGCCAUUGGCUUCUAAGUAGGCUUAUUCAAGUUAUCUCUAAAGCCAAAUUUUAGCUUAAGCUCGAUUCAUAAAAAUUUUGAUUCUCAAUCAAUUCCUCUUAUCUUUAAACUCUUAUCCAAUUAAUAAAAUAAAAUCAAACAAAAAAAAAAUAUAAAACCGGUUGAGUCCAGUUUAAUCCAAACAGAUUGUAAUGUAAAAAUUUGUUAACUAACAAUUACAACUGUUUUGAGUCUCGAGGUAGGUACAACUGAAAGACACUGAUGUCUUACAAUCUUGUACUUGGAGUUAUUGUAGACAAAAAAGAAAAUAGUGCUAGAAAAAUAUAAAUCCUAGCGUACAUGGUAGCUUUAACCUUUCCAUGUUUUUGGAUUAAACUGAGAAUCACCCUGUAACAAGCUUAACUUUAUUUUUUUUUAUUUUACUAGUUUAUUAGUAGCUUUUAUAUUUCUCACACACCUUUUUUUAUUAGCCUUAAAGUUGUCAGAAAAAUUGGUUUUUUUAACAGCUUUAUUUUGCUAGAAACUAAUAUUACUCACCAGGAAAAAGAUUAUACAAAAGACAAAUAUAAAAUUGAUGUUGAACAGAUUCUGGUGGUAAUAUCUUUAAGCGGAAUAGGGCUGGGUUUUGUAUUUAAAAUAUACAAUUAUUAUAAAGUGCGCUUUCUUUUAAAACCAAUUUAUUAUUAUUUUUUUAAACUAACAAAAACACAAUGCAACAUUUCUCGAAUUAAUAACUUGUGGCUUGUUAAAACAAAAAAAAUAUUAUUAUUUUACUUUGUAUUCCAUUUCACACAUAUUGCAUUCGUUUGUCGUUAUUUUUCUUUUUUUGUAACGUUUUGUUUAGUCACUUUGUUACUAAUAACUUGUGUUAUUUUAUGAUAUUUAAAAAUAAAAGUACCUAAAAUAGAAAAUACAAAAUUUGAUGAAAUACAAAAAAAAAAACAAA